Molecule: messenger RNA, 338 nt
Organism: Agrilus planipennis (emerald ash borer)
Lineage: Eukaryota; Metazoa; Arthropoda; Insecta; Coleoptera; Buprestidae
Product: msx2-interacting protein-like
Exons: 2
Coding region: 32-271 (79 amino acids)
Biological process (GO): regulation of transcription by RNA polymerase II
Cellular component (GO): nucleus
Molecular function (GO): mRNA binding
Source: RefSeq, a predicted model, not a curated record
UCAAGUGCCCCCUCAAGCUGAAAGUCUUCUCAUGCUACUUAAGCAAUACCCUUGUAUGUGGCAAGGACUUCUGGCUCUUAAAAACGAUCAGGCAGCAGUACAAAUGUAUUUUGUUUCGGGCAACGAACAGGUGGCUAAGUGUAGUUUACCAAAAAACAUAGAUGGCUCCACACCGCCUUUAAGAAUAUUCCAGAGAAUGAGACUUGAACCUCCUCAAGUAGAAGGUGUUGCAAGAAAGAUGCAGGUAGUGUAUUCAAGUUUCUUUUUAUAACGAAAUUAACAAUGUUUUUACAAAAGAAAUAACAAUUGCAAUACUUAAUGAAAGAGAAGUUAAAACC